Salvia splendens (bonfire salvia) is the source of this 1839-nucleotide messenger RNA. Its product is annotated as probable E3 ubiquitin-protein ligase ARI5. Bases 1 to 1839 code for a protein of 612 amino acids. The record is from RefSeq and is a predicted model, not a curated record. Gene Ontology annotation, molecular function: zinc ion binding; ubiquitin-protein transferase activity. Gene Ontology annotation, biological process: protein ubiquitination. Lineage: Eukaryota; Viridiplantae; Streptophyta; Magnoliopsida; Lamiales; Lamiaceae. The transcript is spliced from 2 exons.
AUGAAUCUAUUCCACCACAUCCGCGGCGGCGAUUGGGCGGAGAGCAUCCACACCGCCGCUGCCGCCGACCUCCAAAAACCCUACAAAACCCUAACCGAAACCGACAUAAAAAACCUCCAAGAAAGCGACAUCUCCACCGUCUCCGCCGCCCUCUCCGUCUCCAGAGGCCUCGCCUGCUCCCUCCUCCUCGCCAACAGCUGGGACCUCCACUCCGCCUGCAACAAAUGGCUCCCCGUAGUAGAUCCGCCGCAGCAAGGAUCGACGACGUCGAAACGCACGAUCUGCAAAAUCUGCUUCGAUAAAUUUCUACCCCCUAAAAUGGCCUCCGCUGGCUGCGGCCAUCUCUUCUGCUUAAAGUGCUGGAGUAGCUACGUCGCUAACACGAUCAACGACGGCGCCGCCUGCUUGAUGCUCCGCUGCCCGGAGUCUGGCUGCGGAGCAGCUGUGACAUUUGAAAUGGUGGAGAGAUUCGCGCCGGGUCUGAAAAUUAGAAAAUACCGCCGCCAUCUCCGGCGAUCCUAUGUGGAAUUGAAUCCGAAUCGAAAGUGGUGCCCGGCCGCGGGAUGCAACCUAGCAAUCGAAUUCGAAUUCGACGGGAGCACGAUCCACGAAGUGGUCUGCGCCUGCUCGCACACCUUCUGCUUCCUCUGCACGGCAGAGAGCCACCGCCCCGUGUCGUGCAAGGUGGCGGCGGAGUGGCUGGAGAUGAACAAAUCCGAGGCGAAGAGCGCCAAGUGGAUCGUCUCCAACACGAAGCCGUGCCCCAAAUGCCACCGCCCGAUCCAGAAAAACUACGGCUGCGACCUCAUGACCUGCGCUGCUCCGUGCGGGUUCAACUUCUGCUGGAACUGCCUCUCGCCAUUGAGAGACCACGGCGUCACCUUCCGCUGCCACGCGGCCGAGGAGAAGGGGGAGAUGAAGAUAUUGCCAACGAGCGACGCGGGGAGAUACGCCCACCACCGCGAGAGGUGGGAGUUUUACGACAAGUCGGUGAAGGCGGCGGUGGAGGAUUUGGAGCGGGCGAGGGUGCGGUGCGGGGGCGGGAGAAUGGGGUUUGUGGCGGCGGCGUGGGAGCAGAUUGUGGCAUGCCGGCGCGUGCUCAAGUGGAGCUACGCGUUUCGGUAUUACUUGGCGGAGGCGGUGAUGUUGGAGUACUUGCAGGGGGAGGCGGAGGCGGCGUUGGAGAGGCUGCAGCGGUGCGCGGAGGAGGAGAUGGGCGAUGAAGGUGUUUAUGUCGAUGAGGAGAAGUUUAGGGUGUUUGAGGUGAAGCUUUUGAAUCAAACACGUGUUACGAGGAGGUGUUUUGAUACUUUGGUUGUGGCGUCGGAGAAUUGGUUGACUGAAGUUGAGAGCUCGAAGACGAACAAGUCCCAGAGAAGCUCUGUGACUAGGCCCGGGUAUGAGAACUCGAAGAGGCGUAUUGGGAGCUCGAGGACGAGCAAGCCCCGGGGAAGCUCUAAGACAAGGCCCAGGUACGAGAACUCGAAAGGGAAUAUUGGGAGCUCGAAGACGAGCAAGCCCCAGAGAAGCUCUGAGACAAGGCCCGGGUACAUGAACUCGAAUAGGCUUAUGUACUUCUACUCUAGCUCCGACUCAGACUCUGAAUACUCCGACUCCUACUCCGACUCAAACUCUUUAUCCUCUGACUCAGGCUUAGAGUCAGAGGAGCCAAAGAGGCGUAAGUACUCCAACUUCGAGCUUGAGAAGUCGAGGGGGCAUAACAUCUUCUCAGGAAAUUAUAUGGACUUCAUGCUCAUGCUCCCACUCUUGAUCAUCUGUUUCUUCUUCAUCUUCAACGCCUGCCCGAUCUUGUAUUCGUUCGUGGCCUUUUAUAUGUAG